AGAGAGAGAGAGAGAGAGAAACUUUAUUUUCCUUUGCAUUCCAGAAUGACCCAACUCGGUGUAGGGGGCCUGCUUACACUGCUGACCUUACUGGCUGGUGUGGGCGGGGCGUACCAGGGCGCGCCGGUCUACUACUGGUCGCGCACGAAGGUCGGCACGGCCCAUGUGUCGCACCGCGCCCACGUGGGUCCCCUGCCGCACGUCAACGAGGUCAUGACGGAGUGGUCGCGAUGGGGAGCGUGGGACGGCUGCUCCAGGUCUUGUGGCGGCGGGGUCAGGUCGAGGUCAAGGACGUGUGUGACCAAGUAUCCCAGGGUCAUGCCGGGCUCAGGGAUUCGAACCAGCCACAACCACUGCGCGGGGGACAGCGUCGAGUACUCGCUGUGUGCCGCCCGCCCCUGCGUCACGGUCCCGGGUCAGGCUUCUUCCGGCGUGUCCUUCAGAGCGGCGCAGUGCAGGAAGUACAACAACAGGCGGGUCUUCGGCAGGCUGGUCAACAACUGGGUCCCGUAUAUGCAAGGCGCCAUGAACCCCUGCUCGCUGGUGUGUGAGGGCGAGGGACAGGGGGUGGUGUACACGUUCGGCAAGGUCACGGACGGAACACAGUGCAGCACGAGCGGCGGCGUCACGGGCGGCGUCAGUGGCUACUCUAUUGGCGGCGGUGUGCGGGACGGCCUCUGUGUCAACGGGAGGUGCCUGCCUCUCUCCUGCGACGGGCGCCUCGGAGGGUCAGCCAGGGAGGACAUGUGCCGCGUCUGUGGGGGGCGGAACGACACCUGCAUCCACCACGUCGGCAUCUACCACACCGACCUGCCGCUGCCACCCCCUCCACCACCACCACCGCCUCCACCCGCAGUGUUACCAGACCAAGGGAACCGACGGGAGAGCUUGCAGGACCGACCAGAAAGACCAGAUACGAGAUACUCCUCUUCUUCUUCUUCGUCCUCCUCUUCGUCCUCCUCCUCCUCGUCUUCUUCCAGUACGAUGACCGUGGAAGCUUCGUCAUCAUCGUCAUCGUCGUUGUCCAGAGGGAAGAAACCUAGGCGUCUGGGGUACUACGAGGUCACCACCAUCCCGCGAGGAGCCACCAACGUACGAGUUCAGGACAGGUCUCAAAACUUCCUGGGUGAGUGUGUGUGUGUGUGUGUGUGUGUGUGUGUGUGUGUGU
Eriocheir sinensis (Chinese mitten crab) is the source of this 1168-nucleotide messenger RNA. Its product is annotated as ADAMTS-like protein 1. The record is from RefSeq and is a predicted model, not a curated record. Gene Ontology annotation, molecular function: metalloendopeptidase activity. Gene Ontology annotation, cellular component: extracellular matrix. Lineage: Eukaryota; Metazoa; Arthropoda; Malacostraca; Decapoda; Varunidae. Gene Ontology annotation, biological process: extracellular matrix organization. The annotation marks the transcript as partial. The transcript has 7 exons.